AUGCCAACUGCCUGCAAUGCCAGCAGUCAGCAUGUGCAAUUUAUCCUGAAUGGAUUUCCUGGACUAUAUACAUGGCAGCACUGGCUUUUUUUCCCAUUCUUAUUUAUGCUUGUCUUAGCAUUUCUAGGUAACAUAUCAGUCAUACUUAUUAUUACAAGAGAACGAUGUCUUCAUGAACCCAUGUACAUCUUUUUUUCUAUUUUAGCAGCGAUAGACCUAGUCUCAGCCAUUACUCUUCUGCCAGAACUGUUAGCCAUAUUAUGGCAUGGAUCAAAUUCAAUACCAUUUGAUGUUUGUUUUGCGCAAAUGUACUUUGCUUACUUUCCAACUGCUAUGGAAUCAUCUCUGCUGGUAUUAAUGGCAUAUGAUCGUUAUGUUGCAGUAUGCAGACCUUUAGAAUAUUACUCAGUGGUAACAAACCAAUUCAUAAUAAAAGGAAGCAUAUUCAUUAUAAUACGCAGUUUCUUUGUUGUAAUGCCUUUAGCUGUAAUUGCUAGGAUGCUGACAUACAACAGCAUAAGCAUUGUUAGCAAUGGCUUUUGUGAAUAUUUUUCUGUCAUUAACACUGCUUGUGCCCAAACAGUUAUGAGUGAUAAUUAUAUAAUUAUAUGUCUUUUUCUGGUGGUACCAUCUGACUUGAUUUUAACAGUACUUUCUUAUUAUAAGAUUGCUACGAUUAGUGUAAAACUGCGAUCUAAGGAUGCACAGCGCAAAAUAUUUAGUACAUGUAGCUCUCAUCUGUUUGUAAUAUUGUUCUUUUAUUUACUUGGGACAAUGCAUAUAUUAACAUUCUUGUUUGAGAGUGUAUUUCCAGUUUAUACACAUUCUUUAGUCUCUGUACUCUACAUUACUACACCACCAGUACUAAAUCCUCUGAUAUAUGGAAUGAAAUCUAAAGAGAUCCGUUUAGUGGGCACCAUAUUUGCAAUUAGUCACCCUUAUAUUAUGAUUACAAAUAUUGUCAUUACUCCUAGGACAAGUUGA
Molecule: messenger RNA, 984 nt
Organism: Protopterus annectens (West African lungfish)
Lineage: Eukaryota; Metazoa; Chordata; Ceratodontiformes; Protopteridae
Product: olfactory receptor 56A4-like
Exons: 2
Coding region: 1-984 (327 amino acids)
Biological process (GO): G protein-coupled receptor signaling pathway
Cellular component (GO): membrane
Molecular function (GO): G protein-coupled receptor activity; olfactory receptor activity
Source: RefSeq, a predicted model, not a curated record